Messenger RNA from Trichobilharzia szidati, 753 nucleotides. NCBI's taxonomy places the organism in Eukaryota, Metazoa, Platyhelminthes, Trematoda, Strigeidida, Schistosomatidae. The record is from the annotation of a GenBank genome assembly.
AUGGCCCGUGACUUGAGAAGAAUCAGAGUGGAGAGUGAGAAGUUUUACAGGAGCGACAGUGGUAGGAUGUAUUCGCGACGGUUCACUGUGCACGGGAUUUCGUCACUACCAGCUGAUCGUCUAAUGAUUGAGGAGGUGAAUGAGACGGUGGCAGAAUAUUUCAAGAGGCAUCAUCAUAUCACACUGAAGUAUCCAGAGCUGCCUUGUGUGAAGGUUGAUCAAAAGCGGGAGGUGUAUAUGCCUAUGGAGUUGUUGAACAUACUACCGUAUCAAGCUCCUAAUGCGAGUAAAGCGGAUGUUGCUAGCGAAGUGAUCCGGUGUUCGGCAGUUCGACCACAGGAACGUUUCCAAGAGCUGCAAAACUUUGCUAACAAUAUGCUGAAGUCACACCCACUGAUCCAACAAUUUGGUUUGGCGAUCGAGCCGAGGCCAGUGGAAGUGAAGGCACGUGUUCUGCAGCCGCCAAGUGCUAAAUUUGGUCGUUCCGGUGUGCAACCGCUGAAGGCAGGUAGCUGGAUGUCACCUGACUUUCAUGAGCCAGCUGGCAAGGGAGUGGAGCUGAUGUGGGCCAUACUUUGUGUUCCACCUAAUCAGCGGUCUCAGAGUCACAUACAAAAGGUGAUGUCAGAAAUGCCUAGAGCAGGAAUGUGUACUUGGUCGUACUCUGGAGAAGGCGAACGUUUGCCCGAACCUGUUACUGAAGCUGAAUGGGAAAUUGGGUGGUGUGAACUGGCAGAUCCCCGACCUGAUUAA